This is a messenger RNA of Oncorhynchus masou masou (cherry salmon), 2557 nucleotides long. Its product is annotated as zinc finger protein 660-like. Gene Ontology annotation, biological process: regulation of transcription by RNA polymerase II. NCBI's taxonomy places the organism in Eukaryota, Metazoa, Chordata, Actinopteri, Salmoniformes, Salmonidae. The record is from RefSeq and is a predicted model, not a curated record. Gene Ontology annotation, molecular function: RNA polymerase II cis-regulatory region sequence-specific DNA binding; DNA-binding transcription factor activity, RNA polymerase II-specific. The transcript has 2 exons. Bases 223 to 1503 code for a protein of 426 amino acids.
CAACAACUGCAGCCACCUCGGUAGCUCUCUUGACAACAAAGUCGGAACAUUCAAGCUCUUUAGACAAUUUACUGCUUUAUUUAACACUAUGAUUUAAACAUACUGAUGUGUAAACAACUAGGUACCUCAUUUAAUUUAAUAUUUACGUUGUAAGUCAAUUAGCUGUCUGGUCAAGUUAGCACUAGUCUAGUCGCUAAUGCUAACUAGCUGUUAUCCCCGACCAUGAGUUCACUAAGCCACUCUCCUCCUGAUAAAGAAGAGAAGAUCUGCUGGACGGAGAAGGAAGCUCUCGUCAAAGAGGAGGCUGUUACAAUACAAGAACAAGUAGAGGGUGGGGCUGUUACUGUGAAAGAGGUGGAGGAAGACGUUUCAGUGAAAGACGAGGAAGACACGUUCAGAGUGAAAGAGGAGGAGGAUGUUACAGUAAAAGAAGAGGAGAAAGAGGAGGAUGCAGGUUUUGGAGAGAAGGAGGUUACUGUGACAGUGAAAGAAGAUGAAAACGUUUUUUUAAUGAAGGACGAAGAGGGGGAGAUUACUGUCACAUUAGAGGAGGACGAAGAAGAGAAGAUUGGAGACCUGAUUAACACCAGUAAAUACAGAGAGAUACUUAACUAUUGUGGAUCCUCUGGGGAGCCUCAACAACCUUGUGAUGCUGAAGAGGCAGAGAAUAGUCUCUCCAGAUCAGAACACCUCAAGAAACACUUGCAGAGAUCCACAGGGAGGAGAACUCACUGCUGCUCUGACUGUGGGAAGAGAUUCACCUCAUCAGGCAUUAAAAUUCAUCAGAGAACACACACAGGAGAGAAACCUUAUAUCUGUGGUCAAUGUGGGAAGAGUUUUGGUGGAUCUGGAGAGCUGACAGUGCACCAGAGAACACACACAGGAGAGAAACCUUAUAGCUGUGGUCAAUGUGGGAAGAGUUUUACUACAUCUGGCCAUCUGACUCGACACCAGAGAAUACACACAGGAGAGAAACCUUAUAUUUGUGGUGAAUGUGGGAAGAGUUUCACUACAUCUUGCACUCUGACUGUACACCAUAGAACACACACAGGAGAGAAACCUUUUAGCUGUGGUCAAUGUAGGAAGAGUUUUUCUUCAUCUAGCUCUCUGACUGAACACCAGAGAACACACACAGGAGAGAAACCUUAUAGCUGUGGUCAAUGUGGUAAGUGUUUUACUACAUCUGGCUCUCUGACUCAACACCAGAGAAUACACACAGGAGAGAAACCUUAUAGCUGUAAUCAAUGUGGGAAGGGUUUUAUUCGAUCUGUCCACCUGACUCAACACCAGAGAACACACACAGGAGAGAAACCUUAUAGCUGUAAUCAAUGUGGGAAGGGUUUUGGUCAAUCUGGAGAGCUGACAGUGCACCAGAGAAAACAUACAGGAGAGAAACCUUAUAGCUGUGGUCAAUGUGGGAAGAGAUUUGCUUCAUCUGGCUCUCUGACUCUUCACCAGAGAACACACACAGGAGAGAAAGCUCAUAGCUGUGACCAGAGAUAAUCUGAUAAAUGAUCUCUGAUCAAAUAUUAGGAAAUACAUACAUGAAGUAGUUGUUUCAUGAUUUCAACGAAUAAUGGCACAAUGUAGAAUGUUUUAACAUUGUUUUAGGAUUAUUUUAAUAGUGUCACAACGUAGAAGCCUAAACGUUUGCCCCCUUACCCAUUGAUUUCAACAUAAUUUGGCCAUUAGCCUCAGGCUCUGAAAUGGAAGAGAUUGAUUGGUGUCACCUCGUUAGUCAGUAUGUGUUACACCUGUGCUGGCUUGUCCAUCUCAUUAGUGGGCAGGUGUUUCACCUGAGCUGGUCCAGGUUCUAUUUAAGUGUCUGGCCCAGUGCUCCAGUUGUUUUGAUAGAUGUGGAGAGUCAACACCUUUUUGGUUUGUGUCCUGUCUUUAAGUUUGUUGUGGGUUUUUCUUUUGUUUGCCUCUUGUUGGGCAGAUUUAUUGGGUCUCAUGGUGGGUGUCUUUUAGGUCCCAGUUGUUGUUACUAGUCAACUUUCAGUGGACACUGAGAGCAAAACUUCAACAUUAUGUUAUUAUACUUUUAUUGUAUCAAAUGGUUGUUUUAUGCAACAGAAUAGAGGGUUCUUAGAACUAUUGGGUCUGUGUUCUACUGAGGAUGGGUUUCUGGGAGAAAACACUGACAGGAGAUUUACAAUGUCUUUUGUGUGAUAAAACCUAAAGAGACUGCAUUCCAGAUCAUGAGUUAAUGUUUCUGUUCCCUAUGGUACCAGUAAGAGAUGACCCCAGGGCCAGACCCUGGUCUCUACACAGAGUACUGUUUUAGAGCAGAUACUGUCUGCUGUGAAUUAUAAGUAUCUUUCAUACAAAUCUUAACUUUGUGACCCAUUCUAUACAUCUGCUGUUUGUCAUGUAGAUUGAAAGGGGUGUAUCUUGGCUAUAAAAUACCUUUUGUACUUUUGUCUUGGGGCUCUCAACGAGUUGUCUGGGGGUGAUUCAUCGACCAGCCAUCAUUAUCGUAGCGCACUCAAUUGAUUCACUUUGUAUGUGUAUGUUGUAUUGACCUGCUCCCUUAUUAAGUGAAUAAAGAUUUAGU